AUGAAUACUACCUUUAUCAACACUAACUCCAUUCAUCAAAAUGUGUUGAAUAUGAUUUCCUUGCAAGGAAUAACUAUUUCUCAAGAUGUUUCUCAAUUGGAAACAACUCUAACUAUUGAUGUUGUCCAUUAUGCAGUAUCUCCUCUCAAUUCUGGAAGAACUGGAUGCGGUGGAUCUCCUCCUCAAGAAAGAUAUAUCCACUUUGACAACAUGAAAAAGAUUACCUUGAGUAACCCCAGUUUCUUUCUAUUGAUGUUGAUGGAGACAAAUUUUGUUGCUGACAAAGCUGUUGCUAAAGCCGUAAUCAGUAUCUGCCAAGAUAACAGUGUUACUUACGAGAACACUCAAUUGACAACCCCUUUCUUUGUCUCGGAGAGAUAG
Molecule: messenger RNA, 381 nt
Organism: Phycomyces blakesleeanus NRRL 1555(-)
Lineage: Eukaryota; Fungi; Mucoromycota; Mucoromycetes; Mucorales; Phycomycetaceae
Exons: 3
Coding region: 1-381 (126 amino acids)
Source: RefSeq, a predicted model, not a curated record